Acanthosepion pharaonis is the source of this 1050-nucleotide messenger RNA. Lineage: Eukaryota; Metazoa; Mollusca; Cephalopoda; Sepiida; Sepiidae. The record is from the annotation of a GenBank genome assembly.
AUGAAGAGAGAAAAUCAGGAGUUGCGUCAGUAUAUUCUGGCUCUGCAAAGUGAAGUGUAUGGUGCCAGGCUUGCUGCCAAGUACCUUGACAAAGAGCUUGCAGGCAGAAUCCAGCAAAUUCAGUUACUUGGACGAGACAUGAAGGGUGCUGAACACGACAAACUUUGGAACCAACUUGAAGCUGAAAUACAUCUUCAUCGACACAAGACUGUUAUCCGAGCCUGUAGAGGACGUAGCAACAUUAAGAAGAAACUUCCUGUGCCACCAGGACAUGACUUUUUGUCAUUGAAAAAACGCCAUGGUCUUGGAGAUGUGCGGAAGGUACACCUACAGAAGUCAGCUGACGAAGGGUUGGGAAUGUCUAUAACAGGGGGUAAAGAACAUGGUGUCCCCAUCCUUAUCUCUGAGAUCCAUCCUGGUCAGCCUGCUGAAAGAUGUGAGGGGCUAUAUGUUGGAGAUGCUAUCCUGUCUGUUAACGGAGAGGAUCUGAGAAAUGUUAAACAUUCAGAAGCUGUACAGAUUCUCUCGCAACAGCAAGGAGAAAUUGAGUUGGAGGUUGUGUUUGUUGCUCCUGAUGAAGACAGCGAUGAUGAGAACCAUGAAUAUGAAGAUGAAAAUGGAUUCCGAUACAGGAUUUAUGAUGAUGAUGUUGCAAGUGAUGUGAGCAAUGGUCAUGGUGAAAGUCCUCUAGAUAAUGAGAUAAGGGAAAAUGGUCCACUGUUGCCUCAUAAUACUCAUGCUGUAAAAUCUGAGGAAGACACCAGUACUACUGUCCCUACUAUGAACUCUGAUUCUACCAAUGGGGGAACUUUAAGUUCUCCCCAGAUUGUUUCAGACCAACUUGUUGAAAAUAAGAACUAUACACAAAUCCACAGUCCAGGAAAAAACUCCCCAAAUCAGAAUGCAGCGAGUGAAACUGAAAGCACACCAGAGAAAACUAAUGGCAACAGGAAUAGUGAAGAUAGGAUAAACAUUGAGCAAAGUCCGACAAGUGGUCCAAUCCAGAUCCCUUCAUCAGAGCAAGAGGAGAUAAUUCAGCAAGCAAGUUGA